Messenger RNA from Cynara cardunculus var. scolymus (artichoke), 771 nucleotides. Its product is annotated as protein mago nashi homolog. Gene Ontology annotation, biological process: RNA splicing. The record is from RefSeq and is a predicted model, not a curated record. Gene Ontology annotation, cellular component: exon-exon junction complex; nucleus. Bases 54 to 521 code for a protein of 155 amino acids. NCBI's taxonomy places the organism in Eukaryota, Viridiplantae, Streptophyta, Magnoliopsida, Asterales, Asteraceae. The transcript has 3 exons.
CAUUGAGUUCCAUUAACCCGGGUUUCGUAAUUCACUUUCUUUCGGAAAGAGAGAUGGCGGAAGAGGAGAAUGGAGCUGCCGGCGGCGGGGAGUUUUACCUGAGGUAUUACGUAGGGCAUAAGGGGAAGUUCGGCCACGAGUUUUUGGAGUUCGAGUUCCGUCCAGAUGGCAAGCUCCGUUACGCCAAUAACUCCAACUACAAGAACGAUACUAUGAUCCGUAAAGAGGUCUUUCUCACGCCUUCCGUUCUCAAGGAAUGUCGCCGUAUCGUCUCUGAUUCUGAGAUUAUGAAGGAAGAUGAUAACAACUGGCCGGAACCAGAUCGUGUGGGACGGCAAGAGCUUGAGAUUGUGAUGGGCAAUGAACACAUCUCUUUUACUACUUCAAAGAUCGGGUCUCUCAUGGAUGUGCAGACCAGUAAAGACCCAGAAGGGCUACGAAUCUUCUAUUAUCUUGUUCAGGACUUGAAGUGUUUCGUGUUCUCGCUGAUAUCACUCCACUUCAAGAUCAAGCCAAUUUAAGAACUUCGAUGGUAAGGUUUGAAGGUGGUUGUUGGAUAUUUUGUGGUUGCCCAAGUUGAUGUUUUAUGUGAUUGAAAUUUGUAUGGAAACAUGGUGGAGCUAAGUUUGGUGUUAAAGAACAUGUUAUAUCGGCUUGGAUUGGGUGUCUUUAUCUUUCAUUUAAGGUUACUGAUAUUUGAUUGAAAUUUAAAAGUGUAACGACUCAAUUGCCUUAAAAGUUAGUGCUACCAUUGCAUUCCUUUCUUAUUUA